AUGCCUGCAAUUGAAGACUGGAAAAUACGACCACUCAGAACCAUUCAAAAGAUAUUCGAGGAAAAUGAAGGUUCUUCCCAUGAGACCAUUGUUGCCAAAAUUGAAGAAUACUUUUCUCAAGUAUUGGAAGCUGACUCAGUCUUACAGGUUCCUUCAUUGAACAGUGUUCCUUUGGAUCAGCUGCCUUCAGGAAUUUUAGUGAAAUACCGCUGCAUGAUCCAGGAUGUGUUUGAUCCGCAGUUUUGCUACAGUCAGUAUAAAGUGACAAAUUCUGAAACCAAGACGACUCGAACUGAGUAUGGUUUAUAUCGUGACAUUUCUGACCUAAGCCCGAAUGAAACCAUUGAUUUCAAUAGCAGAGAGAGUGUCACUGUAGAGAGACAAGGAUUUUAUUGUGUCCCCAUUCCUGGCGAAUCAGAAUGGGUCAAACAAAUAUCCUUAUUUAAGCCUUUCUUAUUUUAUUUCUUCAAUUUAGCAUCAGGCACUUCAGGCAGACCAAAACGUGGACGUGGGGAUGAUGAUGAGCCUAGCGACUCUGAUACUGUACAGAAAUCUUUCAAAGAUGAAAAGGUGAAAACAGAUAAUGUGGAGGUGGAGAACAGCACACCAUCUACACACACAGAAGCUCAUUCUGUGAGAACAGCACCACAGGUUGUGAAUAUGAAUCUGCCUUUACCAAAUGAGAGUGGUGUGCCUUGUAUUUUGAGAGUUUACUCUAGAAAUGUGGAGCUGAAAACAACAGAUGCGAUAGAAGUCAUUGGCAUUCUAUCAGUGGAUCCACAGUUGGCUUGUAUCUAUGAUGAGGAUUCUCACAUUGAUAUAUCAGAACGUGAUGAACUACAGGCUCAUGAACCUCCACCUUCUUUGGUGCCGCGUCUUCAUGCACUGGUCAUCAAACAUCUCCAUCACAACAACCCUGAACUGUGUCCAAAUCCAGCUUCAGAGAAAUAUAAGCUAGAUGUUACUCAGUUGAUGGAAGAUGCUGGCUCACUUCAUGUAGAAUUGCUGUCUGUUAUUGAGCAUGCACUUUUGGGUGAUAAACUUGCUGCAGAACAUCUUUUGUGCAACAUUGUCUCGAGUGUCUAUGCUCGAGCUGAUGGCCUGGCACUUGGAAAAUUGUCCAUAAACAUCAGUGGGUGCCCUCUGGUGCAGCGGUAUCCAGCAUUGUUGCAUCAUCUUAUCUCACAGCUUAUUCCACAG
Molecule: messenger RNA, 1200 nt
Organism: Candidula unifasciata
Lineage: Eukaryota; Metazoa; Mollusca; Gastropoda; Stylommatophora; Geomitridae
Source: the annotation of a GenBank genome assembly